Messenger RNA from Phragmites australis (common reed), 1494 nucleotides. RefSeq lists its product as uncharacterized. The transcript is spliced from 3 exons. Lineage: Eukaryota; Viridiplantae; Streptophyta; Magnoliopsida; Poales; Poaceae. Bases 175 to 1005 code for a protein of 276 amino acids. The record is from RefSeq and is a predicted model, not a curated record.
UGCUACAGACUUCACUGCUUUGUAACAUGUUUCAAGUCUUCUUGCGCGUCUAAUUGUCUUAUAUAUGCUCACAGCCGGUAGAAUUGUUUCAUGGUGUUGUGUUGAUUCCUGGUGCUACAACUAGCUCCAACUCCUCCAGGAUAAUCGAUCUACAUAUUGUUUUGAUCGAUCCUAAUGGCAGAGAUGGUGAGUUCCGCAGUGGUCCAGGAGGCAGUUAGCCAAGUCCUAUCUAGCAUAAGGGACAAGUACGAGGGGAAGUCAAAUGCAAAGGAGCACAUGGAGAGGAUGGAGAUGGCGCACAUCAAGCUGGAGGCCGCCCUCGAGACAUCCGACAAGUGGAACGUCACAAGCGCGCCAUUGCUGCGUUGGCGGAGCAAGCUCAAGCGCGCUGCGCAGGAGUGCGACGACACACUGCGGAGGUGCAAGCAGCGCUCUCAGGGAGAAGCGGAAGGGACGGAGCACGGGGUAAGGAGCUCCACCUUUCCUAAACGGAUUGCUCACACUGCCAAGUCGUUCGUUUCCUCCAUCUUUAAUCGCGGCGACGACGAGCUGAGCGGAUCCACCGUUCGGCGAUUCGAGUGGUUCGCAGACGGUGCUAGCGAGUUUUUGAGAUAUGUGGAGCUUGGUGGCACACCACGCCAAUACAUGUUCUUCGACCCUCUUGUGCGCCAUCUUCUCGCAGGCAAAGAAACAGAGUAUAGCUUUGUUCGCGGGGACCAACACCUCUCGUUUUUGCUCGGGCCCUUCAGUCCUCCCGAGCAUGGGAUAGAGGGUAGGCUGAAAUUUUCCUUCGAAGAUGGUAAUGCGCCAGAGAAUAAUUUCCAUGUGAUAUAUACUUGGAACCAGUUACCGAAGUGGUUUUGCUGGGCCACGUCCCACUGUCACCUGGGUACAACAAACAGAGGGCGGUCGUCGACGGCGAAACAUGCCCGUUGGGGGUUCAGCGACAGAGAUGCUCAACGGGGAGGCCGCGCAACGUGGCUUGUAUGCAAACAUUUCCUUUGAACAGCUGGGCGAGAUCAUGCUACCCAAGGCGGUAGAUUGCCUUUGCCGGAAUGCGGGAGCGACCUCGUAUCAGAUGCUGUGGAAAUCCAAGCACGGCGGCGCAUACCUUCGGGUCCAGAAGACCGCAUGCCGAGCAACCAGUCGGAAAGGUAGGGGACGAAACCGUGGGCCAUGGGAGUGCGCCGAGGAGUCGCUGAGUUCCUCGGCUCGUGGGUUGCGCACGCGCCUGCCCAGCUGCAGAGCUCAAUCGCAGACUGGCUAAAAGAAGAUUCAGUAAUGCAGUUAGCACUUGAUUAGAAGUAGUUAGUCUAUCAACCUGUACACCUACACGGGCUAGCCAUUUCAGCAGACCGUGUGUAUUAAAAGAGUUUGUCUAGUUGUUUGUUUGUGACAGAUUUUUGUUUCAAAAUCUGUCAUUUUUUUCCAAUUAUAUAGCGUCACAUGGAGAAUUCGCAUGAUUUUGUGAACCAAAUAUAUCAGAUUUCUCUA